AGGCUACAACGCGAGAUUCUGAUGGAUCCUGAUCUCAAGCGAUAUUCCGUCAUCAUGCUGGAUGAAGCUCACGAGCGGACAAUCGCUACGGAUGUGCUGUUUGCCCUACUAAAGAAGACAGCCAAGAAACGGGACGACCUCAAAAUCAUCGUUACAAGUGCGACGCUAGACGCAGACAAGUUUAGCGAGUACUUCAACUCAUGCCCAAUCUUUACGAUCCCUGGACGAACCUUCCCUGUCGAGAUCCUUUAUUCUCGAGAACCGGAAUCCGAUUAUCUAGAUGCGGCGCUGACGACCGUGAUGCAAAUCCACCUGAGCGAGCCCAUGGGCGAUAUUCUGGUCUUCUUAACAGGCCAAGAGGAAAUCGAUACAGCGUGCGAGAUCCUGUACGAACGAAUGAAGGCCCUGGGGCCCGGCGUUCCGGAGCUCAUCAUCCUGCCGGUUUACUCUGCGCUGCCGAGUGAGAUGCAGAGCAGGAUCUUCGAGCCAGCUCCGCCUGGCAGUCGCAAAGUGGUCGUUGCCACCAAUAUCGCCGAAACGUCGAUCACGAUUGACUACAUCUACUACGUGGUCGAUCCCGGCUUCGUAAAGCAGAACGCGUACGAUCCGAAGCUCGGAAUGGACUCCUUGGUCGUUACCCCCAUCUCGCAGGCGCAGGCGAACCAGCGAGCGGGCCGUGCCGGCCGCACCGGGCCGGGCAAGUGCUUCCGCUUGUACACCGAGGCCGCCUACCAGUCGGAAAUGCUCCCAACCACGAUUCCGGACAUCCAGCGGCAAAAUUUGUCCAACACGAUUCUGAUGCUCAAGGCGAUGGGGAUAAACGACCUCCUCCGCUUCGAUUUCAUGGAUCCGCCGCCCGUCAACACCAUGCUCACGGCGCUCGAGGAGCUGUACGCACUCGGAGCGCUGGACGACGAAGGACUGCUAACCCGGCAGGGGAGGAAAAUGGCGGAUUUCCCCAUGGAGCCGACGCUGUCUAAGGUGCUCAUUGCUUCCGUCGAGAAGGGCUGCUCGGACGAGAUGGUGACCAUCGUCUCGAUGCUCAACCUUCAACAAAUCUUCUACCGCCCCAAGGAGAAGCAGAACCAGGCCGACCAGAAGAAGGCCAAGUUCCACGACCCGUCGGGCGACCACCUCACACUCCUGAACGUGUACACGUCGUGGAAAAACAGUGGGUACUCCACCGCGUGGUGCUUCGAAAACUUCAUCCAGGCGCGCUCGAUGCGGAGGGCCAAGGACGUCCGCGACCAGAUCGUCAAGAUCAUGGAGCGGCACCGGCACCCGAUCAUCAGCUGCGGGCGCGACUCGGACAAGAUCCGGCAGGCGCUGUGCGCCGGUUUCUUCCGCAACACGGCGCGCAAGGACCCGCAGGAGGGCUACCGGACGCUGACAGAGGGCACGCCCGUGUACCUGCACCCGAGCUCGGCGCUGUUCGGCAAGCAGGCCGAGUGGGUCAUCUACCACACGCUGGUGCUCACGACGCGCGAGUACAUGCACUUCAGCACGAGCAUCGAGCCCCGGUGGCUGGUCGAGGCCGCGCCAACCUUCUUCAAGCUCGCGCCGACCGACAAGCUGUCCAAGCGGAAGAAGGCCGAGCGGAUCCAGCCGCUGUACAACAAGUACCAGGGCGAGGACGACUGGCGGCUGAGCGCGCAGCGGCGCGUGGGCAGGUCGGGCGGCGGCGGUGGCACGUGGGGUUAAGCGCCUGCCAUCGUCGUCGUUGUCGUGGUCAUCGUCGCUGUUAUUGUGGUCGUGUGAUGUUGCGUUGUAGAGGCGGGAUAGCGUGGCGGC
Thermothielavioides terrestris NRRL 8126 is the source of this 1791-nucleotide messenger RNA. RefSeq lists its product as uncharacterized. Gene Ontology annotation, biological process: spliceosomal complex disassembly. Lineage: Eukaryota; Fungi; Ascomycota; Sordariomycetes; Sordariales; Chaetomiaceae. The transcript has 3 exons. Gene Ontology annotation, molecular function: RNA binding. Gene Ontology annotation, cellular component: catalytic step 2 spliceosome; intracellular anatomical structure. The record is from RefSeq and is a predicted model, not a curated record. The coding region runs from base 22 to 1701 and encodes 559 amino acids.